AUGGUGGGCUUGCAAAUCCCCCAGCCAACAAUGUUCACCAAUGGAAGUAUGCACGGCAGAUCAGAUAGAAUGCGUACGAUGGGGAUUUCGGAGGCCCUGGAAAGAAGGCGAAAGGAACGAAGAGAACUUCAAGCGAAGCAGCAGAGUAAUUCGCCAACCCACAAGAGAGAUGCUGAAUAA
This is a messenger RNA of Paracoccidioides brasiliensis Pb18, 180 nucleotides long. RefSeq lists its product as uncharacterized. The record is from RefSeq and is a predicted model, not a curated record. The transcript has a single exon. Bases 1 to 180 code for a protein of 59 amino acids.